Molecule: messenger RNA, 1449 nt
Organism: Syzygium oleosum
Lineage: Eukaryota; Viridiplantae; Streptophyta; Magnoliopsida; Myrtales; Myrtaceae
Product: probably inactive leucine-rich repeat receptor-like protein kinase At3g28040
Exons: 2
Coding region: 1-1449 (482 amino acids)
Molecular function (GO): protein binding
Source: RefSeq, a predicted model, not a curated record
AUGCCCAAAUUCAUCGGCUCCAUGAAGCAGUUGAGGUACCUUGACUUGUCCCACUCUUUCUCUUUUGCAACUGUUCCUCGUGAAUGGGGAAAUCUCACCAAGUUGGAAUUCCUUGAUCUCCAUGGUGAUUAUCCAAUGGGUGUUGUUAAUGACAUUCGAUGGGUUUCGCAUCUUCGGGCAUUAAAGUACCUCGACAUGAGUGGCAUAAAUGUUAACAGAUCUGGAGACCUCAUGCAGUUGAUCAGCACACUCCCAUCUUUAUCACGUUUGAGCCUAUCAGAUUGUGGGCUUAACAACUUUCACUUGUCUUCUGAAAGCUUGACCAAUUCUACUGCUCUUCAUCUUCAGUACCUAGAUCUUUCAUGGAAUUUUUUCGAAGGUUUCAUCCCAAGCACUAUAUUUCAAAACAUGACUUCUCUCCAGCAUCUUGAUCUCCAUAGUUAUUAUCGCAUGGGUGUUGUUAAUGACAUUCGAUGGGUUUCGCAUCUUCGGGCAUUAAAGUACCUCGACAUGAGUGGCAUAACUGUUAACAGAUUUGGAGAUCUCAUGCAGUUGAUCAACACACUCCCAUCUUUAUCACGUUUGAGCCUAUCAGCUUGUGGGCUUAACAACUUUCACUUGUCUUCUGAAAGCUUGACCAAUUCUACUGCUCUUCAUCUUCAGUACCUAGAUCUUUCAAGGAAUUUUUUCGAAGGUUUCAUCCCAAGUACUAUAUUUCAAAACAUGACUUCUCUCCAGCAUCUCGAUCUUUCAUCAAACCUUUUCAACUCUUCAGAAUCAAGGUGGUUCGAUAACUUGAGAAAUCUAGUCGAUCUCAAUCUUGCACACAAUCUCUUGCAAAGCAUUGAAGGAGGGUUGUUCUCUUUCUUAAGGGAAAAUCCAUUCCUCGAGUCACUAUAUUUGGGCUAUAAUGGACUUCAUGAGGAGAUAUUUUCAGUGGAGGGAAAUUCUUCGGGGCUUAUCGGGAAAAACUUCAAGCGACUGGAGAUAAGUUAUAAUUUUCUUCAGGGGCCUUUGCCAGAUUGGUCGGUGCACUUGAAAAACCUGAAAAUGCUUGACCUAUCAUAUAAUCAAUUACAUGGAACCAUCCCGUCAUCACAUGGUUGGUUAUGCUUGAGAGCACUUUUUCUUUCUCAUAAUCAAUUAACAGGGAAUAUUCCGGAGGCAUUAGGAAGAUCGCAAGUCUUAACAAGUUUAGAUCUCAGUAACAAUCUUCUCGAGGGCACCAUUCCACACAGUCUCGGACAACUGCAAAAUCUUGGCUAUUUAGAUCUUUCAGCAAAUUCCUUGAGAGGAACAGUUUCCGAAAUCCAUUUCUCCAACCUCUCGAAGCUAAGGUAUUUAGAUAUUAGCUACAACCAUUUAGCUAUCGAGGUGGAUUCUGACUGGAUACCACCCUUCAAUCUCUUGAUCUCUCCCAGAUUGGCUAGGUCUCAUGUCGUUCUCUGA